Molecule: messenger RNA, 393 nt
Organism: Quercus lobata
Lineage: Eukaryota; Viridiplantae; Streptophyta; Magnoliopsida; Fagales; Fagaceae
Exons: 2
Coding region: 1-393 (130 amino acids)
Source: RefSeq, a predicted model, not a curated record
AUGCCGACUCUUGUGUACACACUAGGGGUGAACGGCAAUGGUGUUUGGAAGAGGGUUAAUGUUGGUGAUGAUGUGCACAGUGACACAACAACAAAUGUUUUUCUCAAUGGGAUUAUUCACUGGGUUGUAAUAUCCCCUUAUGUAACUCAGUUUAUAUGUUCCUUUGAUGUGGAGGAUGAAUGUUUUCGAAUGGUUUCACCACCUCUUGAGAUGGAGCAGUCUAUGUGGCUGAAGUGGGGGAUCCAUAUUAGGGUGUUAGGGGGUUGUCUUGCCAUUGGUGAAGAUCCUAGCAACAAUAGAUGGUGCUUUCAUAUAUGGGUAAUGAAGGAUUAUGGUGUCCAAGCAUCUUGGACUAAGGCAUACAAUAUUGAAUCCAAGUGGACCCAAUAUUAA